Messenger RNA from Eruca vesicaria subsp. sativa (arugula), 1326 nucleotides. The record is from the annotation of a GenBank genome assembly. Lineage: Eukaryota; Viridiplantae; Streptophyta; Magnoliopsida; Brassicales; Brassicaceae.
UUUAUUCCGUAGAUGACUCAAUAUAUAGAAGUAAUAAGAAAAUGAGUUUCAAACUAACGCUUCUGCUUCUACUUCUACUUGUCUUGAGUCAUCAUGCUGAUUCUGGCUCUAUCGUCAAGUUUCUUCCGGGUUUUGAAGGCCCUCUUCCCUUCGAGCUUGAAACCGGGUACAUCGGUAUUGGUGAGGAAGAGGAAGUACAAAUGUUCUACUACUUCAUCAAAUCUGAGAGGAAUCCAAAAGAAGACCCUCUUCUUAUAUGGUUAAAUGGAGGACCUGGAUGCUCUUCUCUCGAAGGCCUUCUUUUUGAGAAUGGACCUGUGGCUUUGAAGUUCGAGGUUUACAAUGGAAGUCUCGUUUCUUUGGUCUCUACUACAUAUUCAUGGACACAGGUGGCGAAUAUAAUAUACUUGGAUCAGCCUGUUGGAGCUGGCUUCUCCUACUCAAGAACUCCACUGGGUAAAACUAGUGACACAAAUGAAGCCAAAAUGAUCCAUCAGUUUCUUCAAAAGUGGCUAAGCAAGCAUCCUCAGUUUUCAUCCAACCCAUUUUACGUUACUGGAGAUUCUUAUUCUGGGAAAACUAUUCCGGCACUCGUUCAAGAAAUCUCAAAAGGAAAUUAUAUAUGUUGCAAGCCUCCAAUAAAUCUACAGGGGUAUGUGCUCGGAAACCCAGUAACAUAUCCUGAAUUCGAAGAAAAUUAUCGUAUUCCAUUUUCUCAUGGAAUGGCAUUAAUCUCUGAUGAACUCUACGAGUCAUUGAAGAGAAAUUGCAAAGGAAAUUAUGGAAAUGUUGAUCAACGUAACAGAAUGUGUUUGACACAUGUUGAAGAGUACCACAAGAGCACUGACAAAAUAAAUACACAACAUAUAUUGUUACCAGAUUGCGAUAACAAAAGUCAUACAGAAAAAACAUCUCCUGAUUGCUAUUAUUAUCUGUAUUAUCUCAUUGAAUGCUGGGCCAACAACAACAGAGUUCGCGAAGCUCUUCAUGUUAAAAAGGUGUAUGCCAACUUUGGUGUAAGAUUAUUGAUGAUUUAAAGAAAGUUAAUAAAAUCUAAAAAUUUUACGAUCUGUGAAUACAGGGGACUAAGGGACACUGGCAGCGAUGUAACUGGACUAUUCCAUACGAUAGCGACAUUAUUAGCAGCGUACCAUAUCAUAUGAAUAACAGCAUCAGCGGAUACCGGUCUCUUAUUUAUAGGUUUGAAUUAACAACAUUUUUUUGGACAACAAAACCAAAUCAAAAUUGAAAACUAGAAUACACAUCAAUACAAACUAAAUUAUAAAUUGUUUUUGUUUGGUUUAGUUUUUACAAAACCGAAGAUCA